CGCGCGGCGUCUCUGCCUCCUGCGAGUCAUUCGCCUUCUGACUCCCUUCAGGAGAGGACCACCAUGAUGCGGCUGAGGGCACCGGCGGUGCUCAGGGACCUGGCGCGGCUCGGCAAGGCGGCAGCGGCCGGCGCCUCCGGGGAGGGAUGCUGCCGCCUCCAUCACCACCGCCCCGCUUGGCUCCUCCACCCCGCCCUCUCGCCCUCCCCGAGGCUCUCCCCCCGCGCCUUCUGCACCCGCUCCGAGGGGAUCCUGGAGGAGCCAGGGAAAGGGCCCCCGCAGGCCACGGCGACGACUCCGGCCGCAGCCCCACCCGAGGCGCCCCCGGCUCCAGGCAGCAGCCACGGCAAGGAGGGCCACGGCAAGGAAGGGGAGAAUAAGACAAAGCAAGGUCUCUUGCCUAGUUUGGAGGAUUUGCUGUUUUAUACUAUUGCAGAAGGACAAGAAAAAAUACCAGUUCAUAAGUUUAUUACGGCUUUAAAAUCUACUGGUUUACGUACAUCUGAUCCAAGACUGAAAGAAUGCAUGGAUAUGUUAAGAUUGACACUUCAAACAACGUCAGAUGGUGUUAUGCUAGAUAAAGACCUCUUUAAAAAAUGUGUGCAAAGCAACAUUGUUUUACUUACUCAGGCUUUCAGGCGCAAGUUUGUAAUUCCAGAUUUUAUGUCAUUUGCCUCUCACAUUGAUGAGCUUUAUGAAAAUGCAAAAACACAGUCUGGAGGAAAGGUGAGUGCUCUGAUAAAAGAAUUGUCAUGUUUUUAA
Molecule: messenger RNA, 762 nt
Organism: Sceloporus undulatus (fence lizard)
Lineage: Eukaryota; Metazoa; Chordata; Lepidosauria; Squamata; Phrynosomatidae
Product: glutaminase kidney isoform, mitochondrial-like
Exons: 4
Coding region: 64-762 (232 amino acids)
Biological process (GO): L-glutamine catabolic process
Molecular function (GO): glutaminase activity
Source: RefSeq, a predicted model, not a curated record